AUGUAUAGUACUCCCUAUGCGCAUCAACAAGUUUAUUCAACAUAUAAUAAUCAACAAGGAUCACAACCGAUGUUUAAUAAUUUAAAUAUUCACAAUACAUCAUCAUCACCAUCACCAUCAUCGAAACUGAUAGUACAACAUUGUAAUACGAUAAGACAGAAAGCAAAAGUUAUUACUAAAGAUGAAUUAGAACGUAUACUUGAUGAAUCUUAUCGUGAAUUGAAAACUUUAACUGUCCCAUCACAAAUAAAUCCAAAUCUUAAAAGAAUUAUUAUUGCACUACUUUCUAUUAAAUCAUCUACAUUACCAUCACUUUCUUUACAUAAAUUUUUUACUUUAUUACAAGCACCACUUACUCAAAUUAUUCGGCAAUGGCAACGUACUUCUUUAAAUCAAAAUGAUGUCUUUAUGUUUACAUCCAUCAUUAAAUUAUUAAGAAAUCUACUUAAAAAUAUCUUUGAUACAAAUCGGUAUCCAACAUGGUUAUUCGAUACACCAUUACUUACUACUAUUGCUAAUUUGCUCGUGAAAAUGGCUAAAUCGAAAAAUUUUUUUAAUAAAAAAAAUCACCGUGAAUCAAAAGCGUUCCUUCAUUUAUUCAGUAUUUAUAUAGAUUAUCAAACUGAUUUAAACGAAGAGAAAACUUUUAAUAAAGAUAUAUUGGAUAAAUUAAUUGAUCCUGUUACUCAAUGCCUUCGAUCAAAUCAUUAUAUUGAUAUAUUCAGUCAAUUACAAACUAAGAAAGAAGUACUGAAGAUGCAAAAAAGAUUUUUUCUUAGUAAAUGCCCAUCAUUUCUCGUAUCUUAUAAUGGAUCUCGUCUUGAACAAAUAACGGAAAGUUUACUUUCAACAAUGUUACCACAAUAUCUUACUUUAUUCAAUGAAUUAAUUCCAUUGAUUCAUCAAUGGAAACGUUCAACUAUACGAGCUAUAAAUCAUUUAAUUAAAAUAGUUAAACAUGGAUCAAUAAAUACAGCAAUACUUGCAGAUCAUUUACCUUUUAUUGAUCAUAUCUUAACUUUAGUUGAUACACCAAUAUUAUAUAAUAAACUUACUGUUACAUCAUCAAAACUAGAGACAGAUUUAAUGCAUACAAUAAUUAAUUUUCUUGCUAAUAUGAUUAAUGAACCAACAAUCUUAGCAUAUAUUAAACAAAAGAAAAUGACAGCUUCAUUUCUUCGUUUAACAUCAGCACAAUAUCAACCGUUAGUAUAUGAUGCAUAUACUAUUCUUGCUCAUACAACAACUGAAGCAGAUAUAAAAGAGAUGCAUAAUCCCGAUGCUUUACUUUCAACAGUUACUGAAUCAUUAAAAAAUCUUGUAGCUAAUCAAAAUUCGGAUAAUUUACAACAAACUGGACAAUUAUUAGAAAUACUUAAAGGUCUUACUCAACAUGAUCAAAUCAAAGAAGAAAUUCUUAAACAAGAUACAUUUUCAUUUCUUCUUGAAUGUACAAAGAAGUUUACUGGAAAUGUAUUAACAUUAUUAUUAGAAACUUUAUGGUCAUUAUCAUUUUCUCAAAAAGGAGCACUUGAACUUCGAGAACAUCCGGAAUUUCUUGAAGAAAUUCAAACAAUUUCAAAAAAUACGAAAGAUGAAGCAUUGAAAAAAGCAUCUGAUGGACUUGUUUGGAAGCUUGUACAAGAACCAGCAUUUUUGGAAAAAGUUGCAAAAAAUCAAGAAGCAGAGAAUCAGGAAGCUGAAGAUACACUAGUUGAAACUAAAGAAGUUAUUAUUGGAGCAGAUGGUAAAGAACAGACAGUAACUAAAAUGGUACGAAAGAGUAUUACACCACCUGAACAAAUCUUUCAGUAUGAUAUUAUGAUUUCAUAUUGUCAUGCGGAUAGCGAAUUAAUUCAUAAAAUUCAUCAAUUUCUUCUCGAUCAGGGUUUUAAAAUAUGGAUUGAUCUUAAUAAUAUGUUUGGUCCAGCAAUGAGUGCUAUGGCUGAAGCUGUUGAAAACUGUGAAUUUGUCAUUAUGUGUAUGUCGGAUUCGUAUAAGCAAAGUACAUAUUGUCAAGCUGAAGCUGAAUAUGCAUUUGGAUGUAAACGACGAUUGUUACCAUUAAUUGUAAGACCAGGAUAUAAACCAGAUGGUUGGUUAGGUUUUAUGAUUGGUUCACGUAUUUAUGUUGAUUUCGGUCGUUAUGAUUUUGAUACAGCAUGUGGAAAAUUGAUGAAUGAAAUUGGUUUACAACGUAAACGACCACUUCCAUCUAAAGUAGGUGUAGUUUCACAACAUGAAAAACCAGAUGGACCAGCUCCCGUCGUAAAAGCAGAAAUCGAGAAACCGUUAGCAAUUCCUGAUAAAUUACCGGAAGUAUAUACAAGCCGUAAAGCGACAUUUUAUUAUAAUCAAAAGCAUAUUUAUCGAUGGACAGAAUCAGAUGUAUUAGAUUUUCUUUAUAAUAAUAAACUAAAUGAAGUUAUGCCAAUGUGUGAGAAAAUGGAUGGUCGAGCAUUAAUACAAUUAUAUAAAAUGUGUGUAGCACAUCCCAGUGGAACAUAUAAUAUACUCAAUGAGGAACUUAAAUUAACACACAAUGUUAAAUUACCUAUUGGAAGUUAUACACGACUUUUAAGUGCUAUGGAACGAGUCGGUGAACGCCAUGCCGAGGUAGUCUCAUCAAUAGCAAAAGCACGUAAUCUACGAUCAGCAUCGCGACCUAGAAUAACAUUACCACCACCACCACCAAUAAUAGUAUCAUCAUCACCAUCAUCAUCACCACCAAUUUCUCCUCAACAAUCAUUUCAUAGUCCUCCAGCUGUAUUACAUACUCGUGAUUUGCAUUCACCUUAUGAUAUCGUUAUUAAUUCAAAUGCUUCGACAUCAGACGUGAUAAAAGCAGCUCAACGCUUGGCACCUCACGUAAAGUCGAUAAAUCCUUCACAACAACGUACAUUAUAUAUCUGA
Molecule: messenger RNA, 2913 nt
Organism: Adineta steineri
Lineage: Eukaryota; Metazoa; Rotifera; Eurotatoria; Adinetida; Adinetidae
Source: the annotation of a GenBank genome assembly